Parnassius apollo (apollo) is the source of this 777-nucleotide messenger RNA. The record is from the annotation of a GenBank genome assembly. NCBI's taxonomy places the organism in Eukaryota, Metazoa, Arthropoda, Insecta, Lepidoptera, Papilionidae.
AUGCAUCAUCUUUUUGCUGAGCUGGAGCCAUCUUUAACCGUCACGGAGCAAAACCUGGCAGACCGAGUUCGGUAUAUCUUGCGCUCAAAUAUAUUUGAUGUCGCCGAACUCGAACGGCUACGACGUGAGGCUGUUCCCUCGUCGGAUGAGAAUGCUACGGCUGAGGAUGCGGCGCCACAAAUGGUAGAGCAACCCGCAAACGUGGAUGCCGCCGUGAAUACCCCAGUUGUGGUUGAUUCAAACGAUGAUGGAACAGUCGCCCAGGAACUGGAAUUAGAGCAUAUGAGGAGUACAUUGGAAGAGGCGAUUGUGGAAACGCGCAGUACGCCUCUCGAAAAUCGACCGCGACUUACCCGCAUAGCCCUAAGCAAGCGGAAUCGGGCUGUCGUGAGGGCUCUGAACCCAAUGCUGGUGACCUAUUUGGAAGCCAGCCGGGACCUUUGCGAGACGGACUCAAUUCUUUUUGGCGCCGCGCUGGCAGUCUGCCGUAUCAUAGGCGCCAAGGUUUCCACGGCUGGACGCGCUACUGGCCAUAGUAGCGCUAUCCCAGCAUGGAGAAGAAGAAUUGAGGAACGUAUCGCAAAGGCUAGAGCUCUCAUCGGCAGACUGAUAUGCUUCAGAUCAGGCAACAACAGGCCAAGAAUUGUGCGCACCGUCAGGAUGGCGUUUGCGGGGACAAAUGUCAGUUUGUCCCAGCCGGAUAUAACGCAAAAACUGACGGAGCGCAUAGAUGAUCUGAAGCAGAGAAUCGGUGCUUGGGGAAAGCGGAUUCGGUGA